Messenger RNA from Topomyia yanbarensis, 2449 nucleotides. Its product is annotated as hrp65 protein-like. The record is from RefSeq and is a predicted model, not a curated record. The coding region runs from base 181 to 2112 and encodes 643 amino acids. Gene Ontology annotation, biological process: regulation of DNA-templated transcription. Gene Ontology annotation, molecular function: RNA binding. NCBI's taxonomy places the organism in Eukaryota, Metazoa, Arthropoda, Insecta, Diptera, Culicidae. The transcript is spliced from 6 exons. Gene Ontology annotation, cellular component: nucleus.
AACUUUUCUCACUUUGCUCCCGACAGUCGACUUGUGCGCUUUGCGUUUUUCUGCUGGUGGUUUUAGUUAAUUUGUGGCUAAUCCUGCUAAUAAAAUAAUAGUUAUAACAACUAAAACUUUGUUUUAGUGUUACAUAAAGUUUUGAAGUGAUAAACGAGUGAUUAUCAAAAGUGACAAAAAAUGGAGGUAGCUAAGCCAGAAGUUAACGGUAAUCCGCUACCGCAGCGGCAGCCGAACAACGCUGGACCGCAGCAGAAAGGUGGUCCUGGCAAUCAGAACCAAGGUGGUGGUCCCGGUAACCAGAACAAAGGCGGAGGUCCCGGUAAUCAGAAUCAAGGCGGCGGUCCCGGUAAUCAGAAUCAAGGCGGUGGCGGUCCCGGUAAUCAAAACCAAGGUGGCGGCGGUCCCGGUAAUCAAAACCAAGGUGGCGGCGGUCCCGGUGGUAACCAGAACAGAGGUGGUCCCGGCAAUCAGAACCAGGGCGGUCAGGGCAAUCAGAACCAAGGUGGUAACCAACAGCGUAACCGGGGACAAAACCAGAACCGUGGUGGCGGAAACCAGCAGAAUCAGCGCGGCGGAUUCCAGAAUCGAUUCAACAAUCGAAACCAACAGGGCGGUGGCGGCGGUUUUGGUAAUCGGCAGAACAAUCCGGACGGUGGCAACGAUGGAAAUAAUCAGCAGCAAAACCGUCAAGGAGGACAGGGCAAUCGUGGCGGUAACCGCAACCGCAACAGUCAAGGCGGCGAUGGCGAUCAAAGCUUCGAUCGGCGUCGCAGUGGUCCGGGGGAGCAGUAUUUUAUCAACGAAAGGCUGCGUAUGCUGCAAGGACCGUUGUUGGAUCUUCCGCCGAUUGAAAGUGAGACACCAAAGUUUGCCGGUCGCAACCGGUUGUACAUUGGCAAUCUGACAAAUGAUGUAACCGAGGAGGAGCUGAUCGAGCUGUUCAAACCGUACGGCGAUAUUACGGAGGUAUUUAUGAACAAAGAUAAAAACUACGCCUUUGUGCGUGUAGAUUAUUUCUCGAACGCGGAGAAAGCUAAGAGAGAAUUGGACGGAACAUCGCGCAAGAAUCGUAUUUUAAGAGUACGCUUCGCUCCAAACGCGACCGCACUCCGCGUAAGAAAUUUGACACCAUUUGUCAGCAAUGAGUUGCUGUAUAAAGCAUUUGAAGUAUUCGGACCGUUGGAACGUGCCUCCGUUCAAAUUGAUGAACGUGGCAAAUCCACUGGGGAAGGCAUUGUCGAGUUCAAGAUCAAACCAUGCGCCAUGGCCGCGUUGCGUUUCUGUACCGAACAGUGUUACAUGCUGACCUCUUCUCUGCGUCCGGUCAUUGUUGAACCGUAUACUUAUCAGGAUGACACCGAUGGUUUACCGGAGAAGUCGCUGAACAAAAAGAUUCCUGACUUCAUGCAGGCGCGUCAGCUUGGGCCACGUUUCGCUGAAAUGGGUUCCUUCGAACACGAAUAUGGUCAGCGUUGGAAGCACAUGCAUGAAUUGUUCAAGCAGAAGGCCGAAGCUCUAAAGCGAGAGAUGAUUAUGGAGGAGGAAAAACUCGAAGCCCAGAUGGAAUUCGGUCGCUACGAACAUGAGACCGAGCAGCUGCGCGAACAACUCCGAAUGCGCGAACAGGACCGUGACCGUCAAAAAGCCGAAUGGGAGAUGAAACAACGCCAGGCCGAAGAAGCCAAGGCACGCAUGGAACUGCAGAUGAAACUUAACGUUGAACAAAUGCAAAACCGCAUGAAACGCAGUAAUGAUGAUUUGAAUCGACGUCAGCAGGAAAAUAAUAUGUUUAUGCAGAAUAAGGCCCUUGGCGGAGGUGGUGAUCCCGUCAUUAUCGACGGAGGUAACGAUGCCGGCGUCAAUCCAACUGGUAACAAAAUGGGCGGAAUGGAGGUUCGUGAUUAUGAACAUGGUCAAAAUAGACAGUCGCUCUUUAACAACGAAGAAGGCGGUGGCGGUGGCGACGGCGACCAGCAACAAAACCAGCAAGGCGGUGGUGCAGGUGGUCCACAAAAUGCGGGAAAUGCUUUUGGCAUGGGAAAUCGCAACUGGAUGAACAACAACAAUCGUAAUAGUGAUGACUUCCAGAGCAAAAGAAGACGGUUCUAAAUUGCAAAAAGAGCACCCAACAACAAGAAUUUGACAUUCGCUUUUAAAUAUAUACAAACGAUACAAUUUGAUAAUUGAUCUGCAACAUCAAAUGCUACUGCAUUCAUUAUGACGGAUGCACACUAGGCAGUGUGCAAGCAUUUGCAACGUCGAGUUGAGAUUAUGUUCGGAGGAACAUAUUGUUCUUGGGAUCAUCCACCCACGUAUUUGCAAUACAUACAUACUAUUUAAAGACAACAGACCAUUUUUUCCCCAGAUGAAGAAUAACAUGUAAGAUUGCAACUUUAAGAAAUCACUGUGUAAUAACAAUAUAAAUUAUAUUCACUAGAAACAAUAA